Messenger RNA from Pocillopora meandrina, 608 nucleotides. The record is from the annotation of a GenBank genome assembly. NCBI's taxonomy places the organism in Eukaryota, Metazoa, Cnidaria, Anthozoa, Scleractinia, Pocilloporidae.
AUGCCAGAGUGUGCUCUAAACAUUUUUUUGGAGGAAGACUUCUUGCCAACUGACAAUGCAGCAUGUCAACUAUUACAGCAAGGUGCAUUUCCCCACACAUUUUCAUGGAAACCAAAUGCCAAAGUGAGGAGAAAAGUUGAAAGGUAACUUACUUUUUCUUUAUUAUGUUAGACUUCUAGAAUUCCAUGCUUAAAGGUCACUAUGUUGCUAUUUCUAGGUCCUUUACUCCUUUAACUUGUGGCAAUGUUCAUGUUGACGAAGAAAACAACCAACCUGAGAUCAGCAGUGAAAGUAGUGAGAUAGAUGUCCUUGAAGAAAAGUUGAAAGACUUAGAGCUAGAGUUGAAAUCCACUAAAGAUGAAUAUUCUCAAUUCAAAACCGCCGCACAAUUAGAAAUUCAGAAAGCAAACAUGGCUACAACACAGGCAAAAGAUGAACUAGCAAGACAAAGAGCUACAUAUAAAUUUGGGGUAGAAAGGUUUACCAGGGAUGAUAGUAACAUUAAGUUUUAUACCGAAUUCCUACUUAUGAGCACCUCAUUGCUUUUUAUGAAUUUGCCAAGCCAACUGCUGAAACCAUCACAUAUUGUUAAGCAUCAGGUGUACUAG